Messenger RNA from Fusarium coffeatum, 1125 nucleotides. RefSeq lists its product as uncharacterized. Gene Ontology annotation, cellular component: nucleus. The transcript has 5 exons. Gene Ontology annotation, biological process: positive regulation of transcription by RNA polymerase II. Bases 1 to 1125 code for a protein of 374 amino acids. Lineage: Eukaryota; Fungi; Ascomycota; Sordariomycetes; Hypocreales; Nectriaceae. The record is from RefSeq and is a predicted model, not a curated record. Gene Ontology annotation, molecular function: transcription cis-regulatory region binding; DNA-binding transcription factor activity, RNA polymerase II-specific; zinc ion binding.
AUGUCCCCAAGUACAACUCCGAACUCGGACAAAGUAAAGAAGAGACCCAAAGUUAGAGGUUGUUACCAAUGCUCUCGUCGACGCAUAGAUUGUGAUCGCAAAGAGCCAGAGUGCGCAAAGUGUGUUGCCAAGGGUGUCAAAUGUAGCGGUCUGGGUCUAAGAUAUCGUUUCAACGAUGGGAUUGCUGCAAGAGGGAGGUUCGUUGGCAAGACGAUUCCAAUUGUCGAUGGACCGGUGAAGUCGGCAAAGAAGGACGAUGUGCCCGAUAAACGAAGAAAGGAUGAUCCGUUCAGGAAAAGUGGCUAUGAAGAUACAAGGCACCCCGAAGAUGAGAUUGACGAGACAGUGGAGGAUAUUACAGAAACAACAGAGUUGGCGGUAUCAUAUCAAAAACCGUUAUCAGUCGACUGGGGUCUAGAUCACGUCGAUCCAAAGUCAAGAUUCUGUCUCGGAUAUUUCUCAAAUAACAUAGCCCAACUCAUCGCCGUCAUAAACAUGGGCUUCAACGGCUACCGCGAUCUAGUCCUCCCAAGAGCAGAAACAGAUCCCCUAGUCCGCAAAGCAGUUCUUCUCGUCGUCGAACAGCAUCUCUCUUUACAAAACGGGACUAUAGUAUCACUCGACCCAGCAGCAUACGGUUCCAUCGUGAGAGAGCUUAUUUCAAGGUCGAAUCAAUGUGCGCCUCAAGAUGAUGAUUCUGCUCUUACGGCUUUGUUGUUGUUGCAUAUUCGCGAGAUGAUCAGUGGGAGUGAUAACUUUAAACUGAUAUAUGGGUCUUUGAGGGUUGUUGUUAAUGCACUUGCUGCAAAGGGAGAUAGAAGGACUUCUGAUCUUAGGAGAUUUCUUCAAAUGCAAAUUCUCAGAGUCUGCCUCUUUGGAGAAUCUCUUUUCAACGAAACAAACGGCGUCCAUUUCAUCCAAGCCCAGCAAAGAGCCUGUCUAGAAUUCAUAACAUGGUGCGAAAGCGUCCAUCCCGAACUAAAACCCCUCCUCUCCCAACUCGCAAACCUAACAACCCUCGCCUGUGAUAUCUACGUCCAACGCGCUAUCUUCAACCCACCGCCCGAAGCAACUGUCCACCGGAUAGAAGAGUUCAAACAAUCCCUGAACGAAAUAGACGCGUAA